Messenger RNA from Bipolaris sorokiniana ND90Pr, 1692 nucleotides. RefSeq lists its product as uncharacterized. Gene Ontology annotation, biological process: RNA 3'-end processing. The record is from RefSeq and is a predicted model, not a curated record. The transcript is spliced from 3 exons. Lineage: Eukaryota; Fungi; Ascomycota; Dothideomycetes; Pleosporales; Pleosporaceae. Bases 1 to 1692 code for a protein of 563 amino acids. Gene Ontology annotation, molecular function: mRNA binding; poly(A) RNA polymerase activity. Gene Ontology annotation, cellular component: TRAMP complex; nucleolus.
AUGCAGCACUCGCGCGCACACCUGAUAUGCCGCGCCCAUAACCGCUUCACCCCGACAAUUGCCCUGUGGGAACAUUUUGUCGGUCCCCACCUACCACAGCGUUUUUCCUCGACUGCGACCGCACCCGCGCAACAUGUCCUCGACAACGGUCCAACUACCACUGAGGUGGUUGCAAAUGUCCAAGAGGACAAUGGCGCCCAGCAGUCGGAGACGGAGGCGCAGCAAACAAUAGAAAAGCCCAGCGCAGGGUCGGCACCCCACGUAAGGAAGAUGACCACAGUCAAAGGACGAUGGCUGCCAGAAAAGGCCCAGGUAUCAAUUGCCAAGAACAAAGUAGCAAAGCACACCCGCCAGGAAGAGUCGCUCACUGGGCCCGAGAAGCUGUUGGCUACAGCAAGAGAGGCGUUUGCACAGUCAAAGGAAUACAAGGGCGUUGUUGUCCAGCCCAUGGUCAGCACAAUAGCUAUCAAAGAGAGUUCGUUGCCGUGGUGUCUGGAUAAGACUGCGCGGGACAAAUCGGCCAUGGAUUUGUUGGUGCUAGACAAGGAAAUCGAAAGAUUCUACAAAUACGCCAUGCCCAAAGACUAUGAGCGGAUAGCCAGGCAACACGUCAUCCAGCAAGUGCGCAACCAUGUAAAACAGGUCUCGCCAAAAUACGAUGUACAAGUCUUCGGCUCGGAACGCAACGGUGUAGCUUUUGCUACCUCAGACAUUGACUUUCGUCUUAUGCAACCGUCGUGGGUCGCCGAUCCUGCCAUAGACAGACUACCACCAGCAAAGAAUGAGCAAGCUAGAAGACUCAAAGUUCUUCUUAACCUGUUUCACCGUAUUUUUAAAACGCACAAGUCAUACUUUUUAUCUACUCUCCGUCACGCCCGCUACCCCCUCAUCACCGCCCAAGACUGCAACUCGGGCCUGGACGUCCAGAUUGUCUUGUCCAACGACACAUCAAUGUCAACCGCCAUGAUGAAGCAUUACAUGGACGAGAUUCCCUACCUGUGCAGAUUGUACUACGUAGUCAAGACCAUCUUCAGUAUCCGCGGCUUAUCAGACGUCUUUCGGGGUGGCUUCGGUUCAUACUCCAUCUUCAUGAUGUUAGUGGCCAGCAUCAAACAUGCACCCCACGAACGACAAGACGCAGCUGGUGCACUCCUCAAUUUCCUCCGUUUCUACCGCGACUUCGACACUACGAAAUACGGUAUCUCGAUUGACCCCGUAGAGUUAUUCGACAAGACGCAACAUCCCGUCGUCACCAAACCAGUCAAAGAAAAACUCGAUAACGGAACAAUGAAACCCCUGCCCCCAUACAUGCUCUGUCUGCGCGACCCGGCCGAUGAGACAAACGACCUCGGCCGGAAAGGCAUAGCCAUCAAGCACGUCCAAGCAACAUUUGCCCACCUGCAUAGCCAGCUGGUCGAUGACAUCAAGAAGAACACGCGACCAUCCCUGCUCGGCCCGCUCGUCGGCCCUUCCUACAUGCUCAACUACAAGCCCCGCGAGAAGCUGCAGGAUUACGGCAGGCGCCUACAGCUCGAGGAACAAAAGACUCUGGCUGCAAAGGCAAAGGCAAUCAGAGACGCAGACAAAAAGGUCGAGUCAGACUACAAACCCAUGGCCCCUUCACAGGCCAGCAUACAUAGUGUCGAGUCUGCUAAGCCUUUCCAAAAAGAGCAACAGAUUCCUGCCAUAUAA